This is a messenger RNA of Ramularia collo-cygni, 897 nucleotides long. Its product is annotated as probable class II aldolase/adducin domain protein. The transcript has 3 exons. Gene Ontology annotation, molecular function: actin filament binding. The record is from RefSeq and is a predicted model, not a curated record. Gene Ontology annotation, cellular component: cytoskeleton. The coding region runs from base 1 to 897 and encodes 298 amino acids. NCBI's taxonomy places the organism in Eukaryota, Fungi, Ascomycota, Dothideomycetes, Mycosphaerellales, Mycosphaerellaceae.
AUGGCACCCCAAUCCGGAAAUGAGAUUUCGGCCAAGACCUCCGAUGGUCGCAUGGUCCCAGUGAACGAUGGAAUCGUGCCGCUGGAGCCAGGUAUUCGGAAGAGCAUCGCAGAGAACGCAAUGCCCAAGUUUCCAGGACCUCCGACAUUCGAGGACAAGUUCAAAGAGCGCGAGUAUUUGAAAGGUAGACUUGCCGCAGCAUGGCGUAUCUUUGGCAAGUUCGGAUUUGACGAGGGCGUCGCUGGUCAUAUCACCCUCCGAGACCCAGUCGAUCCGGAUUGCUUCUGGGUAAAUCCCUUCGGGGUGGCGUUUUCUCUUAUGAAGAAAUCCGACCUGAUCCUUGUUAACCACGCCGGCGAGGUUUUCGACGGCGGAGAGUGCCGGCUACUUAAUACCGCCGCGUUUAUGAUCCACUCGGCAAUCCACGCUGCUCGGCCAGAUGUUAUUUGUGCGGCGCACAGCCACUCCAUCUACGGACGGACGUGGUGCUCGUUAGGACGGGAGAUCGAUACCCUUACCCAAGACUCGUGCGCGUUCUAUAACGACCACGUAGUCUUUGACAGUUUCAACGGCGUAGUGCUUGCCGAGAAGGAGGGAAAGGACAUUGCUCAGUGUCUGGGAAAUAAAAAGGCCGGGCUACUACAAAAUCAUGGGCUACUUACCGUUGGUAAAAGCGUUGAAGAGACCAUCUUCUGGUUCGUGUCGCUGGAAAAAUGCUGCCAGUCGCAAUUAAUGGCCGAAGCAGCGGCAUUACCAGGCGAGAGACCCAUCAAGAUUGGUGAUGAGGAGGCUGCUUACACUUACCGUACGGUCGGCAGCACACUCGCGGGCUGGUUCAGCGGGAAACCGCUGUUCGAUUUCAUUCACCGGGAGACCAAUGGCGAUUAUCUACAAUAG